This is a messenger RNA of Camelina sativa (false flax), 1546 nucleotides long. Its product is annotated as porphobilinogen deaminase, chloroplastic. Gene Ontology annotation, cellular component: cytoplasm. Gene Ontology annotation, molecular function: hydroxymethylbilane synthase activity. The record is from RefSeq and is a predicted model, not a curated record. Lineage: Eukaryota; Viridiplantae; Streptophyta; Magnoliopsida; Brassicales; Brassicaceae. Gene Ontology annotation, biological process: heme biosynthetic process.
ACUCGUAGAGGAUUAAAUCUCUAAAAUCUAAUUAUCCUAUCCAAUAUCUGUUCAUAGAGGUGAGAGCUAAGAUUUUCCCAUCAACUCUUCUCAUUUUGAAGCUAAAUUCUCUGAUCUCUCUUUCAUUUUUAUUUUCCCUCUAACUCUCUUCAAAUCUCUCACGUUCACCUCUUUGCUUCACUUGAAUCCAUGGAUAUUGCUUCUUCAUCUCUCUCUCAAGCUCACAAGGUUGUUCUCACGCGUCAACCUGCUUCUCGGGUCAACUCCUGCUCCCUUGGUUCUGUCUCCGCUAUUGGAUUCUCGCUUCCUCAAAUCAGCUCUCCAGCUUUAAAUCAAUGUCGCCGGAAACAGAGCUCUUCUUCUUCUGGGUUCGUCAAAGCUUGUGUCGCUGUUGAACAGAAGACCCGUACUGCUAUCAUCAGAAUUGGCACUAGGGGAAGUCCUCUAGCACUUGCUCAAGCAUACGAGACACGAGAAAAGCUCAAGUCGAAACAUCCAGAACUCGUUGAAGAAGGAGCUAUUCACAUUGAGAUCAUUAAAACCACCGGUGACAAGAUUCUAUCUCAACCGCUUGCUGAUAUUGGUGGCAAAGGACUUUUCACCAAAGAAAUUGACGAGGCCUUAAUAAACGGUCAUAUUGACAUAGCUGUUCACUCAAUGAAAGAUGUCCCAACUUACUUACCUGAAAAAACGAUUUUACCUUGUAACCUUGUGCGUGAGGAUGUUAGGGAUGCGUUUAUUUGUCUGACUGCGGCCUCUUUAGCUGAGCUUCCAGCGGGAAGCGUUGUGGGAACAGCUUCUCUCAGGAGAAAAUCGCAGAUUCUCCACAAGUAUCCUGCUUUACAUGUUGAGGAAAACUUUAGGGGUAAUGUGCAGACAAGACUAUCGAAGCUUCAAGGAGGAAAGGUCCAUGCAACUCUAUUAGCACUAGCUGGUCUUAAGAGAUUGAGUAUGACAGAGAAUGUCGCUUCUAUCUUAUCUCUCGAUGAAAUGCUUCCAGCUGUUGCUCAAGGAGCUAUUGGAAUUGCCUGUAGAACCGAUGAUGAUAAAAUGGCAACUUACUUAGCCUCAUUGAACCACGAGGAAACAAGACUAGCAGUUUCAUGCGAGAGAGCGUUUCUUGAAACGUUAGAUGGCUCAUGCCGUACUCCAAUUGCUGGAUACGCUGCCAAAGACGAAGAAGGCAACUGUUUUUUCAGAGGAUUGGUUGCUUCCCCUGACGGUACUAAAGUUCUUGAGACCUCAAGAAAAGGUCCAUACGUGUAUGAAGACAUGGUGAAGAUGGGAAAAGACGCGGGCCAAGAAUUGCUUUCUCGUGCUGGUCCUGGCUUCUUCGGCAACUGAGCCAUUCAAAGAAGAGGAGGAAGAGAUGUGACGCGGACAAAGUCUAGGAUUUAGGAGUAAUUCAACAUCUUCAAGUCCCGUUUCUUCCUCCUCGAUUUGUUGUAACUUUUUUGAUUUUGAGAGAGACAUAACCUUUUGUUUAUUGAUUGUUUUAUUGUAUCUAGAUUAAAGCCCUCUUGCAAUUGUAUCCUUUUUAUCGAAA